CGAACCCCUUGACAAAGUAGGGUUUUUGGUUAGAGAGAUUCUAGGGAUGGUGUGCGCCUUGCGCCCCGGCUCAAGAUCCAGCUCCGCGACGAAUGCAGCGUGAGCAUGGAUUUGGCGGACGGCCUGGGCGGUGAGGUCAUCCCUUGUGCGGCCGACGAGGAGGUGUCCGUGUGCUACCAGUGCGGGCAGCUCUGUGAGAACAACUUCACAUACUGCCACUCGUGCUUCGAGCAGCGCUCGCAGAGCGAUUUUCGCAAUGAGCAGCGCUGGAGGAACACGGAGAGCAGCCUCCAGAGUGCCGAGCUAGUCCUCCAGCGGGAGCGAGCCAACAUCCGGCGGCUCGAGGCCACGGUCUCGGCUUUCCGAGCGAUGCUACUCCAGGCCAUUCAUCCCGACGUGACCAUCGAAACUGGCGAUGGUGAUACCACUCCGGCACACCGAGCAGUCCUGGCGAGUCGAUCCCCGGUUUUCAAUGCCAUGUUUGAGCACGAGCUCAAAGAGAAGACUUGUGCUGUUAUCCGCGUCGCUGAUGUUCCCACGCCAGCCAUGCGCGCUUUGCUUCUCUACUUGUACACAGGGGAGCAUGACACCAAAGUUAUGAAGGAUCACGGGAUGGCCUUGUUGGCCGCGGCUCACAAGUACGACAUCCCGGACCUCAAGAAGAUCUGCGAGACGGCCGUCUCGGUUCAUGCUUCCAACGCGCUCGAGGUGCUGCAAAACGCGCGGCUCUACGAUGCCAACCAUUUGAAGCGCGUGUGCAUCGAGUGCAUUGCCAGGAACAUCAAGCAGCUCGCGUUUGCGGACGAGUUCCGGCAGCUCGUGUUCAAGAACGAAGAUCCAGAGGCCGUCUUGGAUAUCAUCCAGACACUUGCACAUUCGUGCUGAAAGAAAAACGAUCCUGGAAGUUCUGGAGUAAUUCUAGUGUUAGUCAACUAGAAGUAGAAGCAUCAAGCUGUGAUGUAGCAGCCAUAGAAGUGCCAAUUCCAAAUGAUUGUGGGCAACCCUAAACUCUAUGUGGCAUAGCCAAUAUCAUCCUUCAUCACCAUUGGACGAAGCUAAAAGUAAGUAGAUUUCUUUUA
This is a messenger RNA of Selaginella moellendorffii, 1079 nucleotides long. Its product is annotated as BTB/POZ domain-containing protein At1g55760. Bases 106 to 885 code for a protein of 259 amino acids. The transcript is spliced from 4 exons. NCBI's taxonomy places the organism in Eukaryota, Viridiplantae, Streptophyta, Lycopodiopsida, Selaginellales, Selaginellaceae. The record is from RefSeq and is a predicted model, not a curated record. Gene Ontology annotation, molecular function: protein binding.